AUGGGCCGUGAUAUAUGCACAUUAGACAAUGUUUACGCUAACAAUCUGGGCAUGUUAAGCAAACUAGCUCAUGUGACAGUACCAAAUUUAUAUCAAGAUGCAUUUUUCAGUGCAUUAUUCGCAGAGGAUACCUUAGUUGCAAAAAAUAAAAAGCCAUCUUCAAAGAAGGAUGUACGUUUCACACAGCUGGCUUAUUACAGCGAAAUACCAGUGGGUGGCCUGGUUGCUAAAUUAGUUCCAAAGAAACAGAAUGAACUAUCUCUAAAGGGCAUUCAAAUCGAGUUUUUGGGUGUGUUGCCUAAUUAUAGGAACAAGUCAAUUGGUUCAAAAUUAUUAAAGUUUGCAGAGGACAAAUGCUCCGAAUGUCAUCAGCAUAACGUGUUUGUCUAUUUGCCUGCAAUAGAUGAUCUUGCCAAGCAAUGGUUUAUAGCUCAUGGCUUCGAACAAGUCGGCGAAACUGUUAACAAUGUCAUAAAGGAUGUAAAUGGUAGCGAACAAGAUGCCGUUUUAUUGAAAAAGCACAUUUCUUAA
This is a messenger RNA of Saccharomyces paradoxus, 531 nucleotides long. RefSeq names its product peptide alpha-N-acetyltransferase subunit NAT5 (gene NAT5). The coding region runs from base 1 to 531 and encodes 176 amino acids. The transcript has a single exon. Gene Ontology annotation, biological process: mitotic sister chromatid cohesion. Gene Ontology annotation, cellular component: NatA complex. Lineage: Eukaryota; Fungi; Ascomycota; Saccharomycetes; Saccharomycetales; Saccharomycetaceae. Gene Ontology annotation, molecular function: acyltransferase activity, transferring groups other than amino-acyl groups. The record is from RefSeq and is a predicted model, not a curated record.